UUAUUUAUUUAUUUAUUUAUCAUUAAACACUUGACCGAACUCAGACCAAACUAUUCCACAAAUGAGCCCAUUGAAUUACACUUCACUCUUACUGACUUUAUCUAAGUUUUCAACCCUUCUAUAAGCAUUACAUUCAGCACACUUUCUGAUCCUUCGCAGGUCAAACCAUAGUAUGGGUCAAUAUCGUGCCACCUUCGAGCACUAGACACCGUAGGUAUAAUCUCUCGGCCUAGUUCACUCUUAAGCAAUCGUGGCUGCUACAGAUGGAGCUGAUCAGCGUGGGACGCGCCGCGUGCCAGGAGGUGUGUUCAGUUCACACAGAUGGUGCUCUGUCGCCACUCGGUGCCAUAAUGUGUGUGAAGAAGCCCAGGGAGAUUUGCGCUCCGACAUGUGUGGAUUUGUAGCCUCCAAAAUCACGCUCCAAACUCCUGGAAAUGGUGAUGGAGAAGGACUGCUGGCUGCUUCCCUGCGCGCGAAAACGCACGGUUUGUUUGCUUGGUUUUGUUUGGAGAGGUGCGCUAGAAUGUGAUUCAGGAGAGUGAUUUUGACUCAGAAAUAUGUAACUUGAAACUUGAAACAAAGAGCUCAAAGCCAUGUUUAAAGGAGCUAUGGCUCGCAGAAAUGUGCUGCUCUUUGGGCUCGUUUUCUCCCUGCUUUGCGCGCACACCCUCGGACAGGUGUUCAACCUGACGCUCUCCAUAAAAGAGGGCCUGCCAGCUCGAACCAUUGUUGGGGAUCUUGCAGCAGGAUUAAGCAGGCCAAGCACCGGAUUCUUUAUCUCUGAGAGCAGAGACUCUUAUGUGUUUAGAGAUUUGGAGAUAGAUGUGGACACAGGGAUCAUCUCCACGGCUGUGGUCCUGGACAGAGAGAGCAGAGAGAAGUAUGAGUUUGUGGCAGCCACUCUCACAGGAGAGAUGAUCAGAGUGAGAAUAGAGGUGCAGGAUGUGAACGACCACUCGCCUGUGUUCCCCUCAAAGGAGGUUGACUUGGAAAUCUCAGAACUGAGCCCACCAGGGAGUCGGUUACAGCUGGAAGGGGCGAGAGAUAAAGAUGAAGGGGAGUUUGGUACACAGGGAUACAGGAUCACAGAGAGUGACAUGGGGGAGUUGUUUCGGCUGGAGUAUCGCAGUGGAUCUGAAAACCAUCCGAUUGUGGAUCUCAUCCUCAUGCGACAUUUAGACAGAGAAACCCAAGACUUCUACUCCCUCGUCAUUGAGGCCUUUGAUGGAGGCAUCCCAGCCAGAUCAGGGACUCUCCAGGUAAACAUCAAAGUUCUGGAUGAGAAUGACAACCCUCCAGUGUUCAACCAGACUGAAUACCAUGCCUCACUUCCUGAAGAUGCUACAGAGAUGUCUGUAGUAUGUCAGGUACACGCCACUGACCUUGACAUAGGAGAGAACGGAAGAAUCACUUAUGAGAUCAACAGGCGGCAAAGCGACCCAAGUGAGUUCUUCUUCAUCAACGAAACCAGCGGGGUGGUGUAUCUGAACAAACCGCUCGAUUUUGAGACUCAUCCUUUCCACGAGUUGAUCAUCAGCGCCAGAGAUAACGGGGUUCAGCCUGAGUACAGCAGCACUUUUGUUGGCGUGAAGGUGCUUAACAUCAACGAUAACAGCCCCAUCAUCAGUGUGCUGUUUCUCAGCGAGACAGGAGAUUCAGUGGUGUCAGAGGCAGCAGCAAUUGGGGAGUACGUCGCCCGGAUUUCAGUGUCAGACCCAGACUUUGAGGAGGAACGGGUUGCUGUCACACUUGAGGGUGGAGAUCAGAAGUUCACCCUGAGGCAGACGGAUGAUUUCCUGUAUGCUCUGUGUGUCAACUCAGAGCUGGACAGGGAGGAGAAGGAUCUGUAUGAGCUGAAGGUGCAGGCAUCAGAUGAUGGGAAUCCAUCUCUCAGCAGUGAGGUGGUCUUCCUCCUGAAGGUGGCCGACACCAACGACUGCCCCCCAGUGUUUGAAAAGGAUGCGUACGCCGUCAUUAUCCCUGAGGACGCUCCUCUGGGGAGCUCCAUCAUCCAGAUGCAGGCCCAAGAUGCAGACGAGGGCGUCAACUCAGAGGUCAGGUACUCCAUCCUGAAGUCCAGCCAGGACAGCCUGAUCAGCAUCGACCCGGAGUCCGGCCUGGUCACGACGGCUGCAGAGCUGGACAGAGAGACGCAGGCAGAGAUUUGGUUCCUGGUGGUGGCGGCUGAUGGAGGAGAACCAGCGCUGUCGUCCACGGCUACAGUCACUGUGCAGGUGGAGGACAUCAAUGACAACGAGCCGGUGUUCCAGCAGCAGCUGUACAACGUUUCCAUCCCAGAGCACAGCGACAUUGGAAGAUGCUUUCUGCAGGUUGUAGCCACAGAUGCAGACAGCCGUGAGUUUGGUGCACUUCUGUACUCUCUGUCUGACGGCUUUGACAAACAGGACAAACACCCUCUCUUCAAAAUUCACCCACACACCGGAGAACUGUGUGUGUCUCAGGAUAUCGAUCGAGACUCAGGACAGACGGUCCACGACAUCCUGAUCAAAGCUGAAGAUCCAGGAGGCCUAAGCGCUCAAACCUAUGUGCACAUUGAGAUAGAAGACCUGAAUGAUAACAGUCCGGUGUUUAACCCUGACGAGUACACCAUGAGCAUCAGCAGCCACACGCAGCCCGGCACAGAAAUCCUCAACGUCAUCGCUACUGACCGAGACUCGGGCCGCUUUGGACAGGUCACCUACAGCAUCGUGCCUGGUGACAUGUCCAGUUUGUUUGCGUUGGACAAACACACAGGCAUGCUCUUCCUGACCUCCCCUCUCACCCACCUGGGCUCAGCUAGUGUGAAGCUUUCGAUAUCAGCUCAGGAUGGGGAGGGUUUGACCUCCGUCAGGCCUGCAGAGGUCACCAUCAACGUUUUACGCAGCGCCCAGGCUCCAGCUGUGUUCCAGAGGUCACGUUACUCCUUCACAGUGUCUGAAGACGCUCCUCCUGGGACCUCUGUAGGGAUAGUGAAGGCAGUAAAUCCAGCAGACUCCAUGGACUCUGUGUCCUACAGAAUCUCCUCAGGAGACCCUCAGGAGUUAUUCUCCGUUCAUCCAAAGUCUGGUCUGAUCAGCAACAUCAAACCCCUGGACCACGAGUCUCAGCCGUACGCUCUGCUGGUUCUUCAGUCCUACACCGACUCCUCUCCAGUUUACAGCACCACACAGGUCAACAUCACCAUCGCUGACAUCAAUGACAACGCUCCUGUUUUCCCCAAACUCAGAGACACCAUCACCGUGUCUCAAAACACACUCCCUGGGACGGUGCUGUUCAUUGCUCAUGCUCACGACUACGACAGCGGAGUCAACGGGAGAGUGCAGUAUUAUUUGAGAAGUAGUAGAAAUGGUUUGUUUGACAUUGAGAGAAACUUUGGCAUGGUAACUUUAAAUCAGAGUUUACAGGCAGAUCAUCAGCAGAGGUACAGUCUGGAAAUUUUAGCCAAAGAUGAAGGGGAGCCUUCUCUCAGCUCAACGUUGACCCUCACUGUGAACGUCGACCGCACUGCACAUGAAGACAGCCUCGCCUUUGAGACACUGGUGUACCAGGUGGAAAUUGGCGAGGGCUACAGGAAAGAUUCCAGAGUCAUCCAGGUGAGGGCGCACAAGAGCCGAGGAGCUCACAUGUCAAACUCAGGCAUCACGUAUUCCUUAGAGGGAGAGGCCGGAUUCCCACCUGCUCCAUUUCGGGUUCACCCAAAGACUGGGUGGUUGUACCUCUCUGAAGGUCUCGACUAUGAGACAGAGUCUGUGUUUCGUUUUCGAGUGUUGGCAACAUCCAAGGAGGCCUCGCUGGCGAACAUGACAGCGACAGCUACAGUGACAGUGCUGGUGCUGGAUGUCAACGACAACGCCCCGGUGUUCAGCAGGGAGGUGUACUACUUCACCGUGUCAGAAGGGGCAUCACCUCGGGGCCUGGUGGGGACAGUUAAAGCUGUGGAUAAGGAUUCUGGGAAAAACGCCCAGCUGUCUUACAUCCUGCUGUCAGAUGGGAAGUUCUUUCGAAUCAACGCUAAAACAGGUGAGAUUAUAAACUGGGUGGCAUUAGACCGGGAGCAGCACAGCCAGCACAGUCUGAAGGUGAUGGUGACGGAUCAGGGACACCCUCGUCUCAACGCCACCACCACCGUUCACAUCCUGGUCACAGACAUCAACGACAACACUCCUCAGUUCACACACCUGCCAUUCAGCAGGGAGCUCAGUGCUCAGAUAUGGGCAGGUCUACCAGCAGGAUCCUUGGUGACAAACAUGUUUGCUAAAGACUUUGAUGCAGGAGAAAACGGAACAGUCACCUUCUCACUGCUCAUAGUUGGUUUUGAGGAUGAGGGUGCUGAACACUUUGAGAUUGGCAGUGAAAGUGGAGACAUCAGGACAACAGAGGUUUUCACACAGGGAGCUGAGACAUACUACACUCUGCACAUAACAGCCAGAGACGGUGGAGUCCCAGUGCUGGAGAAUACUGCUAUCAUCCACAUUCAGGUUCAUGGAUUGGAAGCUCUGUACGGACACUCUGACCAUCAAACUGUGAGGCAUUUUACUGUGAAAGAGGACGCAGAGCCAGCGACUGUGAUAGGCUCUGCUAGUGUUUCAGGUAAAGAUAGACUCCAUUACUCCAUCUCUGAGGGUGACGGAAGCGUUCACUUCGGCAUUGACAGCUCCUCUGGUGACAUUUACAUCAACCAGCCGCUGGACUAUGAGUCUGCAGAUCAGUACUUCCUCUUGGUUAGAGCUGAAGAUGUGAGACUGGCUCCAGGAGUGAACGUGUCCGUGCUGGUGAGCGUGAUGGUGGAGGAUGUGAACGACCACACGCCCUGGUUCCCAGAGAAGCUGGUGACGUUCGGUCUGUCGGAGGACGCUGCAGUCGGAUCGCUGGCUUUUGCUUUUCACGCCAGGGAUGCAGAUGGGACAUUUCCUAACAGCGUCCUACGAUACUCACUGACCUCUGACCCUGAAGUCAGUCACUCCUCGUCACGCUUCCCCUUUCAGAUCAACCCGUACACCGGGAGUCUGACCGUAACAGCACCAUUAGACCGGGAGACCACCCCGAGCUACACCUUCACUGUGACGGCUACCGACCAGGCAAAGAGGAAGGAGGAGCGUAAGCAGGCGUCAGUUACGACUCAGGUCUUCCUGCUGGAUGUGAAUGACAACCGGCCUGUGUUUGUGUCAGCUGAUGCGAUUCAGGUUAUGGAGGAUGCAGAGGUCGGGAGUCUGCUGCAUCAUUUUGUGGCCAUUGAUGGAGAUCAAGGGGAGAAUGGGGUCGUCUCCUACGUCAUAUUGGCUGGAAACAAGAGAGGGUUCUUCACACUGGAGGAGAAAACAGGCCUGCUGUUUCUCUCUGCCCCUCUGGAUUAUGAAACACAACGUCUCCACCGUUUGACCGUCCGAGCGGUGGACCAUGGCCUUCUGUCGCUCUCCUCCACACAGACUCUGACGGUGGAGGUGUGGGACAUUAAUGACCAGAAGCCUGUCUUCACUCAGAGCGUCUACAACGCCAGCGUGGCUGAGAACAGAGACCCUGGAGAACCUGUGGCUCGGGUGUCUGCUACUGAUGAGGACUCAGAGGAGAACGCAGUCGUGUGGUACAGUUUGCUGCCCGGCCCCGGCUACGAGCUCUUCAGCAUCAACCCGUACACCGGCCUGAUCACCACCACCUCCUACUUGGACCGAGAGCAGCAGCAACAGUUCAACCUCAGAGUCCAGGCUCGAGACAGCAGCACCCGGCCUCUGUCCAGCACGGCUACAGUGCUGUGCUCUGUGCUGGAUGACAACGACAACCCUCCAGAGUUCAUGCAGUCGUCCUUCCAGAUCAACCUGCCAGAGAACCUGCCUCCAGGGGUGGUCCACACCGCCCAGGCCUACGAUCCAGACCACGGAGAAAAUGGAACCAUUCACUACUCCAUAUUAGGGGAGGACUACAGAGGUCGCUUUACCAUCAACAGCCACACAGGAGUCGUCAGCACCACACAGCUCCUCGACCGAGAGGAGAGGCAGAAUUACACGCUCACCAUCCAGGCCCGUGACUACGGCCCCAGCCCGCUCAGCUCCUCCACCUUACUCCAGCUGCUGCUGCUUGACCAGAACGACAACAUCCCCUCCUUCACCCGUAAGAGCUACCACGCCUCCAUAAGUGAGAGCCUACCUGCAGGAGCCGAGGUGCUGCAGAUCAGCGCCUUUGAUCCCGAUGAGGGUCUAAAUGGGGAAGUGGCGUACUCUCUGACGGAGGACAGCAGCCAGGGCGCGUUCUCUAUAGACCCUCUGACAGGAGUGAUUCGCACCACCAGGUCUCUGGACCGUGAGAACAGGGCCUCAUAUACCCUACGAGCCAUGGCUACCGACAGCUGCACCCAAGGCCCGCUGAGUUCCAUGGCAACUGUGACCAUACAGGUAGAAGACGUGAAUGACAACGUGCCAGUCUGUGAUGAGAAUCCCAUCAACGCAUGGGUCUCUAUGAGGACUCUACCUAAUGAGGUAGUCACCACUGUGACAGCAACAGACGGCGACCAGGGGGAGAACGGGACCAUACGGUUCACACUGUCCGAUGAGGAGAAUCUGUUCGAUAUUAACAGUGAGACAGGAGAGAUCUCACUGAGGAGACGAGUCAGAGCCGGGUUCUCAGGGAGGAAGCUGCAGAUUCUGGUGUCAGACCGAGGACGGCCCGCUUUAACCUCCACCUGCCUGUUUUUCAUCCACCUGAAGGGAGAGCAUGAAAGACUCCUGUUCACAAACAAGAUGUACAACGCCACUGUGAAGGAGAACAGUAGAGCUGGCACUUGGAUAGCAAAAGUGGAGGCCAGCGAGCAAACAAACAGCAGACAGAGGAUCACAUACACCAUCUUCAGCGGCAACGAGAAUCUUAUUUUCUCCAUCAACCGGUACACGGGUGAGAUCCGUGUACAGAAAGAUAACUCUCUGGACUUUGAGGUGAGCCCUCAGAUCCAGCUGGUGGUGCUGGCAGACAAUGGGCUGCAGACGGCUCACUGCAGAGUCUCCAUCAGCCUGCUGGAUGUCAAUGACAACGCACCAGUGUUUGAACACAGCAGCUACAGGACAGCUGUGUGGGAGGGACAAGUGCACAACACCUACAUCAUGCAGGUGUUUGCAUCUGAUGCUGACAGCGGAAUAAAUGGGCAGAUUGAGUAUUCAAUUGCGUCCGGGAACACUAACGGAGCAUUCAUCUUGGACUCUGUUCGUGGGAUUCUUGCCACAAACGUCUUACUGGAUCGUGAGAUCACACCCUCAUACAAGCUGGUUCUGCAGGCAGCAGACAGAGGGAACCCUCCACUCAGCAGCACCACCACCAUCAGAGUCCAAGUGGUAGAUGUCAAUGACAACAGUCCAGCCAUCCCCCCAAUGGAGCCUGUGCUCAUAGCAGAGAAUCUGCCAGCAGGUUACAUGGUCACCCAGGUGACUGCGAAUGACGUUGACCUGAGCUCCACCAUCACUUACAGCUUUUCAGACAACAGCAGCACCAAUAACCCCUUUGCCAUUGACCAGUAUACCGGUGUGAUUACUUUGACUCGAGCUCUGGACUACGAGGAGCAGACAGAGUACAUGCUGACAGUCUGGGCUUCUGACUCUCUCCACCAGACCUCUGGGGAGGUCAAAGUUCAAGUGCUUGACGUCAAUGACAACGCACCAGUCUUUACCAAGGUCUCCUACCAGGUGGAGAUGUCAGAGUUGGUCUCAGCUGACACAUUAGUUCUGACAAUGUCUGCAACCGACAGAGACUCUGGACUUAACGGCAAGAUUGACUACAGACUGCUUUCAUCUCCUUUACAAGGCUUUUACAUCCAUCCAGACAACGGGACUGUUUUCACCAAUAAACCUCUAAAGGCGAUCACAAACAACAACCUGAUCCAUGUACUGGUUGAAGCUAAAGAUGAAGGCGAUCCUGUGCAGUCGGCUGUCACCUCCAUAGAUGUGCUGAUUAUAGACACGAAUGACCACGCGCCAUUGUUCCAUCAAGACAUCUACACCCUCACUGUCCCAGAGGACACUCCCACAGACACCACACUACUGACGCUGUCUGCAGAGGACCAGGACUGGAGCCCUGAAAAUACUCAUUUGGACUACAGCAUUAUCAGAGGAAACGAGGAAAAGCGAUUCUGCCUGGAAGUAAAAAUGGUUCAGGUUGAUAAUCUGAUUAGAAAUGUAGGUAAGGUUGUUCUGUGUAACCCCUUAGAUCGUGAGCUCACUGAGAGCUAUGCACUUACAGUGAGUGUGUCUGAUCGAGGAAUGCCGCCACUGAACAGCUCUGCUGUUGUUAUGGUGACUGUAACAGACUGCAAUGACAAUGCCCCCGUCUUUGCCAGCACAGAGUACCAUACACAAGUGAGUGAAAACAGCCAUGUAGGCACCAGGUUGGUCCAGGUUAGUGCUCAGGAUCCAGAUUUGGGAAUCAAUGGACUGUUGCGUUAUGAAAUUGUCUCAGGAAACGGCAAAGGUCACCUCAAGCUGGACCCACAGUCCGGCCUCCUGGUUGUCAACCACUCACUUGACUAUGAGGAAGACUCAAAAUACACCGUCACCAUACGAGCAACUGAUGGCGGUGAAUCCUUUGAGGAACCUAAAGUGGCUUUUACUGUGGUCUUCAUCAUAGUGUUGGAUGAAAAUGACAACUCUCCAUACUUCAUGUUCCCUACUGUUAACUGCUCUGUGCUGGAGAACCUUCCAGCAUUCACACACACCUGUUCCGUCCAUGCUAUUGACAAUGACUCAGGACCUUAUGGCCAACUCACCUACUCUAUUUUGACCUCCUGCUUCAUGGACUAUGGCAGUGGUGGUCCUGAGAAGAAGGAGGCCUUUGCUAUCGAUUCCCUAACUGGCGACAUUCACACUAGACAGACCUUUGAUUACGAGCGAGAGAGUGAGUACUGUUUUGUAGUGGAGGCCAGAGACAAAGGAGACAAAGCAGCUACAGUGAGGGUCCAGGUGAGCAUCAAGGGAAUGGAUGAGUUUAGUCCCGUCUUCACCCAGAAGCAGUACCAUUUCCUCCUGCCAGAAAAUGCUAAGACUGGAGACAUGGUCGGUUACGUGAUGGCAAUGGACCAUGAUAGAGGGGUUGAUGGGCUGGUGGAGUACUCCCUUAUCAAGACAUCGCCAUUUUUCUCAAUUAACAAAACAAUCGGGGCAAUCUUUGUGUCAGGUCCUGUGUAUCGCAGGCGAGGCAGCUAUGAGGACAUGGUGAAGCUGGUUGUGUCUGCAGGUAGUCCAAGAUUGGCCUCCAAGACCACCAACUGCCUGGUUCUCGUCAACAUCUCCAGCUCAGCAGAGGCACUCACCGGGAUGCCUCUUGAUGCGCACAUGCUCAGUCUGAGUGUCUCUCUGAUCAUGUUCCUCCUUGUUCUACUCAUAUUUGUGUGCCUGGUUCUCCGGUACAAGUUAAAGGAAGCAGCAAUCAAGAAAGCUUCUGUCAUUGCUGCAAACUUGAACCAUGGCACAGGUUCACUCUGUGGAUCAAAUAGAGGAACACAAAGUCCAAUCUCUUUGCAGGACCUGAAACGACCUGGUAUCUAUGUGACCCAAAGAGACAUUUUAAACCCAUACAUUCCGUCUGACUCAAGUGGCCGUGGAUCGGCAGAAGGUGAGACCGCAGAGGACCAGGAGAUAAAGUGGAUAAAUGAGUACCCCUGCCGUAAAAGAGACAUGUCUCUAGAGAGCAACCAGAUCGCAGAGAUCCAAAUCUCUGACUUUGCUGCAGACAAUAUCUCGUGUAACUCUAUUGAUGUGGGGCCAGGGAACAUUGCAUCCCUCAAUAAAUGUUUAGUCUCGGGGAUGGCCAGCACAGAAAGCCUCCACCACUUCAAAGAGGAGGGAGGGGGUGAGGGGCUUCUUCCAGCAAUACUUCAGGUAAGGGAUUUGGAGGAGUGCAUGAGGACGAGUGGGUACGCUCCCUUGUCAGGUGUCCACGCAUCUGCCACUUCUCUGUCCUCACUGUUGUGUCUAGAGGAGCAGCUGCAAGGGAGCUACAACUGGGACAGUGUUUUGGAUUGGGAGCCACGCUUUGAGACUCUGGCUGCAGUUUUCGAUGAUAUCGGGAUGCUCCCCGAUGAGGAGCUACAAGGCGGCCGGGAGGACUUAGCAGCAGAAGCAAGCUGUCUCAUGUACCCACCGCCUCUCCUAACGGGAGUGGCUCAGCCUGGCAUUAGAACUGUACCACCACGAAAGCCAGUGCGCAUGCCAAAUCUGAGAAGGAAGCCCUCUCACCGCAAAUAUGCAUAUUCCCCCUUAGCAAGGAACACAGGACUUACCCCUUCAGUCAUGACCCCCACUUUCUCCCCUUCACUUUCCUCGCUAACUGUAAGAACUCCCAGUGCCUCACCUGUUGUCUCUGAGACCGGGGUAGGAGGUAUCAGACUCGACUCGGGGCCCCACACUGCAAGCUUGUUGGAGGCAGAAAUCCAGGUGUAGACAUGAACUUUCUCAAAGUUUGUGUUACAUUCAAUUCCAUCUUCAAUACAUUACCUACAGCAAUAACUUGCUUCAUUGUAAGAGAUGUUGCACAGUUUAGUUUGAUUGCAUACUUAAAUAUAUUUACAUGCAUACAACUGCUCCAGAGAUAGAACGUGAGGUACUGGACUUAUUUUCUGUGACUGGUUUUAAGGUUAAAGAAUUACCAGGCGAAGUUGUCAUUUGAACAUGAUGUAGUCAUUUCAUACUUAGAUUGGGGUUUGUUUCAUAACUCACUUCUGUAAUUAAACUAAUAUCUGGAAAAGCCUGAAGUCAUUCUUACAUUAUAUUUUUCUGAAGCAGUGCUUUGAAUAAGAACGGUUGUUCUAGCCCGCACUUAAUUAUUGAAUGUUUUAUAGUAAACAUGUUUAUAUGUGCAGAAAAUGAAACACUCUCUUAUUGAAAUUGGUCGCAGCUUCUAAAUGAAAAGUUUUUCAAGGUUGGUUUAACUUUAAUAACCAAAGAAAGGCAACAUUGUUCUGUGGUUCUCCCUGAAAUCAUUAAAAAACUAUGUUUUAAAUCCA
Molecule: messenger RNA, 10975 nt
Organism: Notolabrus celidotus (New Zealand spotty)
Lineage: Eukaryota; Metazoa; Chordata; Actinopteri; Labriformes; Labridae
Gene: dchs2
Product: dachsous cadherin-related 2
Exons: 20
Coding region: 594-10412 (3272 amino acids)
Biological process (GO): homophilic cell-cell adhesion
Cellular component (GO): plasma membrane
Molecular function (GO): calcium ion binding
Source: RefSeq, a predicted model, not a curated record